Linum trigynum is the source of this 1883-nucleotide messenger RNA. NCBI's taxonomy places the organism in Eukaryota, Viridiplantae, Streptophyta, Magnoliopsida, Malpighiales, Linaceae. The record is from the annotation of a GenBank genome assembly.
CACCACCCCAAACAAGCUAAGCUAGAGCCCUAGCGAGGCAACAAGCCCUACCCUUUCCACCAUGGCUUUCAGAGUACUUGUGCUGCUGCUUCUCUCGAGCCUGCUGGCUCACAGCAUUGGCUUCGGGGUGGCAAAGUCCGUCCCUGUUGUCCCUGCCAUCCCUGAUCACAAUCCUUGCUUAGAUCUAAAAGAGUACAAUUACCAGCCAUCCCAGGAGCUGCCCCAUGGUCGUUGGAGUUUCCCCGACGGCUUCGUGUUUGGCUCUGCCACAGCUGCUUACCAGGUCGAGGGUGCUGCAAAUCAGUAUUGCAGAGGCCCAAGUAUCUGGGACAGAUUCGCCCAUGAGUUUCCAGAGAGGAUAGCGGAUGGGAGCAAUGGAGAUGUGGCACUGGACCAUUAUCACCGCUUGGAGGAGGAUAUCGUAAGGAUGAAAUAUAUGAAUUUGGAUGCCUACCGUUUCUCCAUCUCCUGGACUAGAAUCAUACCAUAUGGCCCGAUCAAGACCGGAGUCAAUGAGCAAGGAGUCAAGUUUUACCACGACCUGCUCGAUUUGCUCGAGAAACAUGGACUGGAGCCUUUUGUGACCAUAUGGCAUUGGGAUACCCCUCAAGCCCUGGAAGCUGAGUACGGUGGAUUCUUAAGCCGUAACAUUUUGAAGGAUUACGAAGAUUACUGUGACUUCUUGUUCAAGGAAUACGGCCACAGAAUAAAGAAGUGGAUCACUUUAAACGAGCCGAUGGUCCAUAUUCAGCGAGGCUACGACGAAGGGCUGUUCGCACCGGGACGCUGUUCCGUAUGGGUAAACAGAGCCUGUGUAGCCGGAGACUCGGCAACCGAACCUUACAUCGUUGCCCACAAUCUCCUCCUCGCUCAUGCCGCUGCUUACCGUUUGUACGAGACAAAGUACAAGGCCGAGCAACAAGGGGUAGUAGGGAUCACAUUAGUCACCUUCAUGUAUCUUCCUUACGACUCUAAUAGUACGGCAGACAUUGAUGCUGUCCAGAGAUCUCUGGACUUCAAUUAUGGCUGGUUCUUGGAUCCUAUUACCUUUGGUCGCUACCCAAGAAACAUGGUGGACCUAUUGGGAUCUCGCCUGCCAACCUUCACACAACAAGAGUCGGACAUGCUCAAGAACACGUAUGAUUUCAUAGGCCUCAACUACUACACCACCUAUUAUUCCAAGAACAACACCAAUUUCGACCCGGUGCAUCUUCGAUUUGGUUCCGACUCCCACGCCAUUACUACUCCUGAAAAAGACGGAGUCUAUAUUGGUCCGCCGGUGGGUUCCUUCUGGCAGUUUCUGUAUCCUGACGGGCUCCGACUGCUUUUGGAGUACACCAAAGAAACCUAUGGGGAUCACGAUAUCUACAUCACUGAGAACGGAAUGGGGACGCAGGAGGACCCUACACUUACACUUGCAGAGGUCAGAAACGACACCAUGCGGGUCAACUUCUACAACGCUCAUCUGACUAGCGUUCGUCAGGCGAUGAGGGAGAAGGAUGUGAAGGUGAAAGGGUUCUUCGCCUGGUCGUACGCCGACAACUACGAAUGGAACGACGGAUACACGGUCCGGUUCGGGCUCAACUACGUCAACUACACGGAUCUCUCCAGGUGGCCUAAGUACUCUGCUUGCUGGUACACCGGUUUCGCCUCCCGAGCCCAGCCCAAGGUCCUUAGCGAUAACAAUCUGCAGCAGCUGAUCACCGCCGGCUAUUCUCCAGCCGUCGGUCGCAAGACACUCUUCCGCCGCCCAGCAGCUUACGCUUAUUAAUCAAUGAUUGAUUAGUGCCCUGCCGCAUGCAUGCUUUGCUUAAGAUCGAUGGUACUGUUAAUUAAGUGUAAUAUCCGUCUCGACGACGACGGAAUAAUUUAAGUGUGAAGAA